GCACAUAUUCAAUAUUUUCCCAUACGAACUAAAGAAAGGGUUUUUUUUCAUCUUCGUUGUGUUAAAAGCAAAAUUCAGAAUCAAAGCCCUAUUUUCCACCAACUGCGUAAGGAUUUUGAUCUCUCACUCCAAUUAUCCAGCUGAUUGAUCGAUAACAGUUAUGGCGGAUGCUUAUUGGAGGUACGGCGACGGUCGGCAGCAGCCAGCUGCGCUUCCCCCUCACGUGGUUAAACGACCCCGUACUGAUUCUGAUAUGCCCAGUGGACCUGAUAUGUCAGGCUACUAUGGCCGUGACGAGGAUAGGGCUGGACUGCGUGUUAUUAGAGAUACGGACACCAUGAAUGCAACAUAUGAUCGCUACCUCCGCAAUGUGCAAAUGCCGUCAUACGCCAGUGAGUCUGGACGAUCUAUGAGCAGUGGACUCGGAGGACAUCAUCAUGUUGAUGAUCCGCGUGCAUUAGGAAUUGUAAGGCCAAACCCAGCAGCAGCAGCAGCAGCUGCAAAAAACCGAUCUUUGGGAGUUGGAGGACGGCCUGAAAUUCCUCUUCCUCCUGAUGCUAGCAGCACCUUGUUUGUGGAGGGCUUGCCUGCGAAUUGCACUCGCAGGGAAGUUUCCCAUAUAUUUCGUCCAUUUGUAGGCUACAAGGAAGUAAGGCUAGUAACUAAAGAAUCAAGACAUUCUGGUGGUGAUCCCCUGGUGCUUUGCUUUGUUGAUUUUCAGAGCCCGGCUCAUGCAGCCACAGCAAUGGAUGCUAUACAAGGUUACAAUUUCGAUGAGCAUGACCGCGACUCUACACACUUAAGGCUCCAAUUUGCUCGCUUUCCUGGUGCAAGGUCAAGGGGUGGGCAUCGUGGUAAACGAGAUUGAGGUUAGACAGGCUGAGCAGCGAGGCGAGUUCAUCAGCUUGAUGAUUGGAAUGGAACUGCUGCACCAGCUUCCUCUGCCGUUUUGCAGCUGCACUCGUUCAAUCAAGAUCAAGAUUGCAUCCAAUGAAGCUUGACAAGCCGGGGCCAACUUUUUUCCCCGGGUACCAUCACUGACUGCACCUCCGAAAGGUGGAAUGAUGCAUCCGUGCUGCAAAUGCACAUGUGGACAGCGCGGAUACCUUCAGAAGGUGCACAGCAGCAGCUGACGAGAUGGUUUUGACUGGCACAGUCAGGUUGCUAGAAGAGCUGUACAUCAUUGAUCAGAGCCAAUGGUGGAUUGGGUUGCUUGGAAUUGUAGUGAAAUUAAUAUCAAGUUUCGUGAAGUGUGUGUUUUUCUUGUUUCUGGAAAUUUGUGUUUUCAUGAAGCCAUGUUGUCCUUUGUAAUGACUUCUUGGCGCCGGAAACAUAUAAUAGGUUGAUUAAAAUUCACAAAAUACUGGAAAAGAAUGAUCAGAAAUUGAAUUUUCAUUUAA
Molecule: messenger RNA, 1400 nt
Organism: Salvia splendens (bonfire salvia)
Lineage: Eukaryota; Viridiplantae; Streptophyta; Magnoliopsida; Lamiales; Lamiaceae
Product: RNA-binding protein 1
Exons: 7
Coding region: 161-868 (235 amino acids)
Molecular function (GO): RNA binding
Source: RefSeq, a predicted model, not a curated record